This is a messenger RNA of Cephus cinctus (wheat stem sawfly), 1925 nucleotides long. It is a transcript of the gene BORCS6, whose product is annotated as BLOC-1-related complex subunit 6. NCBI's taxonomy places the organism in Eukaryota, Metazoa, Arthropoda, Insecta, Hymenoptera, Cephidae. The transcript has 4 exons. Gene Ontology annotation, biological process: lysosome localization. Gene Ontology annotation, cellular component: BORC complex. The record is from RefSeq and is a predicted model, not a curated record. Bases 1 to 786 code for a protein of 261 amino acids.
AUGGACGCUGAAGAAGGGGAAUUUUCUUCAAGACCAAACAUUACAGUUAAAAAUGAGAAGCCUACUGUAAAUCUUGAUUACGACGAAGACAGACUACAUGAGAUGACAGCGUCUUACUCAGAAAUAUCAUUCGAUUCACAAUCAUCACCUCCGAUAUCAGAAUUACGCUCUCUAGUUGAAUCACCAGAUUUGGAUGAUGACAAAUUUUUGGGAGAUGCCCUAGAGAAAAUAGAUAGUGGGGGCAACAGGCCUGAUCGACUUGAUUUAAGAAGUGGUGGAGCUAGUCCUGAUGAAGAUGAGGAUUUGGAUCCCCCAAGUUAUCACAAAGCAAUUGGAUAUCUUCAGUUAGAAGGGACUGUUAUGCAGGAUGGAGAUAUGGUCCUAUUUGUCGCUGAAGAUUUGGAGAAUAAAAUCAAAUUAUCUAGUCCAGUUACAAAGAAAGGAGAAACUCCAUCUUUUCCUGGAUCUCGGAGUUCAACACCCUGUCUUUAUAGACAAGCAUUGACACCACAGCUUCCCCUACUUGAUCAUAAUGUUUUGAAUGAACUUGAAAUGGAAGCUAGAAAAAUAGCUACCUCCGUAGAUUCAUUGACUGAGAAUCUUGCUGCUAUUCUACACAGUGCUUCUGCCCUAACAGUGGGCUGUUUGGAAACUUAUAGAGAUGCAGUAUGUAAAACAUGUGAUGCUGUGGAUAAUAAUAUAAAGUCAAUGUAUCAACUCAUGGCAAAGAGCGAAGAACUAUCAAAGUCUAUGGGUCCAAUAUACAAGCUGGCAGAACAAAUUUGAUUUCGUUAGAAGACCAUGAAUAUUCGAAUAGGUCAAACAGUCUGCCUACUCUCUAUGCAUGGCGUACAUGUAUAACCAUACUAGUCCACUCACUUUCCAGCAAAGAGAUGAAGAGGAUGCUGGAGCUGUUUGAAAGUGCAAUGAAUCUGUAAGCACAGGAAAGGUAGUAAAACUACUCUUAUUUUUGUUUUAUCUUUUUUCGUCUCUUCAUUAUUAGCCAAAAAUUGAAAACAUCCUAUAUUUUUUGUGAUUAAACUAAAAAUUGCAUUAGUUAGAUAAGGAGUCGGAGGGGAGCGGUGUGGCGCGCUUAUUCAUGAUUGUGGUAAUACAUCAAAUUUUGUAAAAUAUUUUGCUUAACUUGCUGUCCAGAACACCUCAAUUCGGUAACUAAUAAAUAUGAUAAUUACAGCGUAAUGACCUUGCUGGAAUAUUCAUGUUCAUAAGAAAUUGCUGGGUCGCCAUUCCUCUUUUGCUAUCUAUCUCGUGAAAUUUCACACUGUUACGAAAUAGUUCCCGGACAACAAUUUUGAAGUAGAGAAACACGAAACGAAAGGGAUGUGAAUUCAAUUUGUAAGAGGCUUAUCGGCAGAAUUUUUACUUGUGAGACUAUUGAUAAUCCCAAGGUUCUCUUCAGCUAUUAUUUUAAUUCGCUUUUUUGUAAUGUCGCAUUAGAUACGCAUAUGUUUGUGGAAGUUUAUUAGUACAAUACACUUUAACAUUUGGCAUUUGAAUUGUUGAUACUCCAGAAGUAAUGAAAUUAAGGAUUGUUCACACGGGAGCUCUGGUGACGCCUAUGCAUUUCUCAUGUAGCAUCUUGGAUAUGCAUAGACGUAAUUACAGUCGUACGUGCGGUCCUCUGAAUUUUUAUUCGUGACCUUUUAGGAGAAAAAACUUGUAUAAUAAUUAACCGUGCAUAUGCAAGAAGUUUAGAGCGCUGUAAACACAUCCCUUUCGGCUCGUUACUGCUAUUUACUGCAGGACGGAAAUUGAUCUUCUUUUAUUAAAAAUCGUAUUCCCACUAUUCAUUCUGUUGGUUGUCUAUAGGCAUUUAAAUACGUGUAUAUGCUUCAAUUAUUUAAACGAGAUUUUUUCUUGUACUGAAUUUGAUAUUGUAAAUAAAAGUUUACUCGCAAAGCGAA